AGUCUUUCAUUGUGUUGGAAUGAACUAGUGCGAAAUGGGCAGCGUUCGGGCAUUAGCGCAGAUCAGUCAUUGCGCUUUUAAACGCGAUAUAUUCCUAACAAUAUCACUCAUUAUGUUGAACUGCUAUCGGUAACAUGAACCGGACCGACCACAACACCGAGCGAAACGACAUUUCCAUGCGUUAAACGACAAAUGUUUUCAUUUAGCAAAAGCGGAGAAGCGCUAGUGAUGAACGGGAUGUGUUUGGGAUUUUUGCCGUGUUGUCUGGCGAUCGUCUGUGGAAACCGAAAGCGAUUAGAACGUGCCAAAGCUCAUUGAGAGUUUGAUGGAGUUUCUGUAAAGGGUUCAAGGACAAUCAAAGUCAAUUUCGUCUUUUUCAGUGAUAAAGUAGAUGAUGUUUGACUGCAUGGAUGUUUUAUCGGGACACAUGCUGGAGUUUUACUCUUCCAGUCCUUCAUCAUGUAUGUUACAGGAGAAAGCGCUGAGCGCGUGCUUCAGCUGGCAUCAGCGCCGCACCAAACAAUCCAUUGAGACUCAGAGCACCAGUUCUGAGGAGUUGGUUCCUAGUCCCCCAUCUCCUCUUCCUCCUCCACGAGUCUACAAACCCUGUUUUGUCUGUCAGGACAAGUCCUCGGGGUACCACUAUGGUGUCAGCGCUUGUGAAGGCUGCAAGGGUUUCUUUCGCAGAAGCAUCCAGAAGAACAUGGUGUACACAUGUCACAGGGAGAAGAACUGCAUUAUCAACAAGGUGACGCGAAACCGUUGUCAGUACUGUCGCCUGCAGAAGUGCUUUGCUGUGGGAAUGUCCAAAGAAUCUGUUCGGAAUGACAGGAAUAAAAGGAAGAAGGAGAUUCCAAAGCAGGACUUAACUGAGAGUUAUGAACUGACCGCAGAGAUGGAGAUCGUAAUUGAGAAGAUAAGAAAAGCACAUCAGGAGACAUUCCCUUCACUCUGUCAGCUGGGCAAGUACACCACGAACUCCAGUUCAGAUCAUCGUGUGCGGUUGGAUCUGGGUCUCUGGGAUAAGUUCAGUGAACUAGCUACUAAAUGCAUCAUUAAAAUUGUGGAGUUUGCCAAACGAGUUCCUGGUUUCACUGGACUCACAAUGGCUGAUCAAAUCACGCUACUCAAAGCCGCCUGCCUCGACAUACUGAUCCUGCGUAUCUGCACACGCUAUACUCCUGACCAGGAUACAAUGACGUUCUCUGAUGGGUUGACGCUAAACCGCACACAGAUGCACAAUGCUGGCUUCGGGCCACUCACUGACCUGGUGUUUACCUUCGCCAAUCAACUCCUGCCGAUUGAGAUGGACGACACAGAGACAGGACUGCUGUCUGCUAUCUGCCUCAUCUCAGGAGACCGGCAGGAAUUGGAGGAGCCCUCUAAGGUGGACCAGCUCCAGGAACCUUUACUGGAGGCACUAAAAAUCUAUGUGAGGAAGCGCAGACCCAGUAAACCACACAUGUUCCCCAAGACACUCAUGAAGAUCACAGACUUGCGCAGCAUCAGUGCUAAAGGUGCAGAGCGUGUGAUUUCUCUAAAGAUGGAGAUUCCUGGAUCAAUGCCUCCUCUGAUUCAGGAGAUGCUGGAGAACUCCGAGGGACAACAGGAUGGGCAGAACUCCACAGAGCGGAGUGGCCCGGAUAAGAGGAAAAGCAGCUCAAAGCCCUCCGCCCCUUUUCCAAAGCCCACGGACGGCUCCGAUGCAGUUUCCUCUAAUGAGGAACACUAGACCCAUCCCUUCAGACUGUCAGAGAUAUUACUUUGCACAGUACAGGUGAACUGGAGGUGUGCCUCUUAAGCCUUCAGUGUUUUUCUAAUUGAAUUAUUUGACCCUUUAUCCUGCUUUGAGAACAAAUAAUGACCUACUUACUGGUUUUAACAGCUGUGACAAAUGUGAAGCUCCUCAGGUCCCCUGUAUGGAUUUCUUCAUGUGCAUGAUAAGCUCUUACUUUAAAUAAGUGAUUUUUGCUGUUGCUGCGUACAUUGUACAUAUCAUCAUGCAGUCAUGUCUCUGUUUUUAUGAUAAAUUUGGUGGUGCUUUUGCAUCAUCUUUAAAACUGCAAUACAUUCAAUUUAAACUUACUGAUACACGUAUAUAAAUGCUACUAUUUAGAUUUUCUUGCAUAUUGGCAAGUCUUAAUAUUUCACAUUUGUUUGUAUAUUUAAUGCUGAGAUUGCACUCUAUUCUUUUUUAUUUAUAAUGGUUUUAGGCCUUUAUAUGGAAGAAGACUUUAGACUGUAACCAACCAGUCAUGUAGUAGAUUAACUCUUAAGUCUGGGUUUUGUUUCACUGCAACAAAUCCAAACACUUAAUCAGUGUUACUGUAGAAAAAACUCUGGUUUUACAGUUUUAUUCAUUUAAAGAAUUAACUAUAACUAUUAUUAAAAAUGAAAACUGUCAUGUAAAUCCAGAUUUAUACCUGUACAAAUACAAAUACAUUUCAGAUUUUGAACUGUCCUUUAAAUAAGAAUGUCAAGAAGUGAAAUUGUUCCUUUUGUUUGGAUAAGAAAUACUUGUCAUGGUUUGAUGUGUGUUUUCAGAUGAUUCCAGUGCAGUGGAUACUGGAAGUCUUAUUUAAGUAUUUUGGAAUGGUUAAGGCUCAUUUCAUCACUCUAAACGCACAUGGAUUCAGGGUCCUUUGACCAGAAUCGUCUACUGUAUAUCAUUUACAUAAGUGUCUUUAUUUGCAGUAAAUCAACGGGUCAUUGCAGUGAUUUGCAUCAUGCCUAAAAACCCACCCGGCGAGCGGAUUGUACAUUAACGUCUGUGUUCAUUCUGUUGGGAACCUGGUUUCAUGAACAGAGAUGUUUUUAUUUUAUUCUUAAGUGGAUCAUUUUUUGGGACAUUUUCUGACAGGGUGAUACGACAGACUUUACUGUAGCUCUGAUCAGUAAGCUGUGGCUCUUAACCAAAGAGCUUUAUUUAAACUGAUUGUGAGUUUGUAAAAUACCUCUUAAUGAAAUGCAAGUGUUUCUGGGUUACAAUCAUUGGCUGAUUUAUGACUAGAGUCAAUGCAAAGCAUCUUUAUAUAUAAUAUAAAGGCUUUGGAAUGGGUCGUCCUGUUUUUCUGCAUCAAGACAAUUUGGUUUCUUAUCUCUCACUGCACUUAAACCGAACUCUUGAGGGGACAGGAGACAUGUAACUUAAUAUUACUUAACAUAAAUUUCUGUCCUUAUUUGACCUUUCUUUUGCCUUCUAAGGGUGAAUGAUUGACAUGUUUUCUCUGUUCCCUUUCAGUCGGUCACUCCGAUGUCACGGCGAACUCUUUGGGAACUUGCUUAGAGAGACCAAUCUGCUUCGUGUGUCUAAAAAAAGAGGCAGUAUAUAAUGGCAUGCAGUAUUGGCAUCUGCUGGCAACGCCCCGCCGGGCGAGUAUAAACUGAGCAGCAGGUGCAAUGCAUCUUCUCUUUGGCUUCGGAGCCGAGUGUCUCUGCUAAGUAGAACCGUGUGAGCUGGAAGCUUUUCUCUGCUGUCUAAAAAACUGAUCUUAGGCUCUACUGCGGGCGGAUUUUAACAUCAAGUUUGCGGUGGCCAUUUCCACUGUCUGCCUCAGUGAUCACAAAGACAGCUUUCCCUAAAGAGCUUGCACGGUCUGAUUUAAGCCUUUUAAGACUUUUUCUCCUGUGUACACAGUCUUUUUAAAGAUGCCUUUCCACCCACGUGUUUCUGGGUGCAGCCGGUUAAUCGAGUUCAGCACGCCGAGGUGGCUUUCGUGGACGGUCAUGUUCCCAAUAGGGGAAGAUGCCCACUGCCGAUCUGAGAACGCAACUCCCAUGCCAGCCUCUUCCAACAGUUCUUGGUGGGCCUCUUACAACACAACACAUGCGACCAGCACCCCUGCUCUGCUUGGCUGCCAAAAUGUGGGUACAUCUGUGGUGCCCCUAGUUCCGCUCGCACAAUUUGUAGGAGCUUGGUUAGAGCUACCCAGCCCGUCGCUAUGGCUCAUCCACAUCAUCAAACUCGGCUAUGCGAUUUAGUUCGCCUGGUGUCCCCAUCAGUUUGCCAGCAUCCACUUCCCUUUAGUGAAAGCUGCAGAUGCCCACAUCUUGUGGGUGGAGGUCGCGACCUUACUGGCGUAGGGCGUAAUAGAGCCGGUCCCUCUAGCCGACAUGUGGUCUGGGUUUUACAGCCCUUACUUCAUAGUACCCAAGAAAGGUGGUGGGUUCCAUGGAUCUGGGAUCUGCUUCGUCUGAAUCGUUCACUACACAAGAUGCCGUUCAAGAUGCUUUUGCAAAAAUGUAUUUUCCAAUGCGUCCAUCCCCAAGAUUGGUUUGCAGCCAUCGACCUUAAGGACGCAUACUUUAUUGUCUCAAUUCUUCCCUGACACAGUCUUAAAUUCCGGGCUGUCCCCCUCUCCCCGUGUCUUCGCAGAGGCUGUCCCCCCAGGCAGUCCAGCUGGAGAUGUUUUGGGACAGCGCAGGUAGACCUGAUUGCAUCCACAGAAACUUCCCACUGCCACCGGUUUCAUUCUCUGACUGAGGAAACUCUUGGCACAGAUGCGCUGGCACACAGCUGGUCUGCACAAAUAUGUGUUUCCCCCAGUGGGCCUUUUUGCACAGAUGCUGUGCAAAGUCAGAGAAGACGGGGAGCGCAUCAUACUAGUGGCUCCUUACUGGCCAACCAGGACUUGGUUAACAGAACUUCUACUCCUCGCGACAGCCCUAUGAUUCCCUAUAUGGCACCCGCAUCCUAGUCCUUGGACAGGAUGGGAAGGUUAAGUGCUUACCCCAGGAGGUAGUAAACACAAUUACUUCGGCACGAGCACCAUCUAUGAGACACGCUUAUGCACCAAAUUGAAACCUGUUCUUUGAGUGGUGUACUUCUCUACGAGGAGACCCCAGAAGAUGCCUGGUCAGUAUUGUGCUCUUUUUGCAGCAACGGUUGCAGAGGAGGCUGUCCCCCUCCACCCUUAAAGUCUACAUCGCUGCAAUCUCCACCCACCAUGACCCCAUAGAAGGUAGGUCGUCAGCACAACCUGGUCAUCAGGUUUCUUUUGGCUCUUUUUAUUGCAUAGUACCCCACGGUUUUGUUUGAGUCGGGUCUGCUUACUUUUGGGGGCUUUUCCACUGGGUGCAGUGUGUAGUACCCAACCUUUUUUAGUACCACCUCGGCUGAUACCAAAACGUGAUGCUAAAACACAGUGUCAUUGCUGUAAUGUAAAAGAUUAGUUUUACCUUCAUGCUAGCUUGCGCUGUCCCGAGCAAACAUGUUGUCAUCUGUGCUUUUUGCUGUAAGUUCCCAAACUCCAUUUUAGGGAUGAAAAACAUCCACAUGUUGAGAAUCAGGGACACCAUAAAAAUUUUUUUUCCAGACUUGCAGUUUGCGUUGGCACAUUCGCAACCCGCAGGUCUGCAUAUAUGCUUAAAUGCAACUUAAACAGGGCUCAGUGGAGCCCGUUGACUGAUGCUACAGGUUUUUGUACAGAGACUUUCAUGUGAGACAGAGGUAGGGAUAAACGCCAUGUUCAAACAUCUAUUUUUAGUGGUCACUUUUAAUUUUGUGGCGGACUGAGAAAUACAUAAAUGUAUGGGAAUGUACAACAGCGCUCUCACUUGUAUGAUGUCACAGCAGUAGGCAGCGCAAAUAUAACGACACGCCUAUAAUCCCUCCCACUCCAAAGUGAUACUAAACUCGAUGGAAAAGCUAACCAAGCCAAAGUGAGGUGAGCUGACCCGACCUGACCCAAACCAAACCGUGAGAUAGUAUGCAAUGGAAAAGCGCCAUUAGAGGGGCGAGGAGAUUAAAUCCACCUUGUCCCCCCUCUAUACCCUCUUGGGACUUGUCCAUGGUGCUGAAGUCUUUCCCUUGGAGCUGUUGCAUUCAGCGCAUAUCAAGUUUCUGCCUAUGAAAACUCUGAUCCUGCUUGCAUUGACCUUGAUAAAGAAGGAAGAGGAAGUACCCCAUGGUGCUUUGGUAGAGAUUCACAAUUCAUCGCUCACCGACGUGACAUCAGAGUGACCGACUGAAAGGGAAUGUCUCGGUUAUGGAUGUAACUCUAGUUCCCUGAAGGAAGGGAACGGAGAUGUCACGUCCCGUCACCACGGUUGUUGUACCAUUGCUGAGUUGGUCAGAGCUCCCAGGCUCGGCUCCUCAGCGAAAAAGUACUCAUGCAUUGCACCUGCUGCACGGUGGGGCGUCGCCAGCAGAUGCAAAUACUGCAUGCCAAUAUUCAUUGGCUCUUUUUUAAACACACAAAGCAGUUUGGUCCCUCCAAGCGAGUUCCCAAUUCGUUGGUCACCGACGUGAAAUCUCCGUUCCCUUCCUUCAGGGAACGAGGGUUACAUCUGUAACUGAGACAUUGUACUGUAUAACUGUACCUGUAUAACUGAAUUUAUUUAAAAGAUAGUUUAGCUUACUUGUUCAGUGUCUUUUCUAUGUAAUGGAAAUGGAGAUUUGACAAAAAGACAAAAAGCAUUUUUGCUUUUAGAUAUCAAUAUCACUUGGCACUCUUCGAUAUGAGAAAAAAGGCUGUGAAAAUAAAUCUGUAUUGUUUAUUUUUUUAUCUUUUACUUUUCCACUUUGAAAUUGUGAUGGCACUGAUCAUAAAGGCUGCUAAUAAUUCUAAUCAGAACUGUAUCCACGUGAAUGUCAUUUGAGAAUGGAUUUUCAGAAAACAAAAUUAAAUCUCGUUUAUCAUUAUUCCCUCUUUGGAGCAUGACAGCUGUGUUCACUGUCUGCUUUAAUUUAAUGUUAAACAUCAGCAUGAACAUCUCAUAUUGUGUUCUACUUUGGGUUCCACUUAAAAUAGGUUUGCAAAUGCCAUUUUGGGGUGAACUUAAUGUUCUUAACGUUCACACAAGUGGAAUAGGUGAAUGUUUAAGUAUAUGAUAUAUAUAUAUAUAUAUAUAUAUGAUAUGAUUUAUCUUUCUGGCUCUCAGUACUCUCAGUACGUCAUCACAUGUAUUUUAGGAAGGAGUUCUGUAUCCAUAUUUUGUCUUUCACAAUGAAAGCUUUUUGUUUUUUCUGACGCUGCAGUGAAAUGAAGCAGCUCAUGGAUGUCUUUUUAAACAUGACCCAUUAUAGUUCUAUUAUAGUAUGCAUACAAUCAGUGCUGUAAGUUAUGGAACCAUUAUCCAUUGGCAUUUAGAAAGACUUAGUUCACAAAAAGUCAUCAAUUAUCAUAAUUUUCAGUACCACAAACCUGUAUGACAUUCUCUUGUAGAACACAAAAGGAGAAUUUUUUUACUGGUAAUUUUACUGGUUGCAAUUUAUAUUUUACAUUUACAUUCAUGCAUUUGGUGUCGUUUUAUCCAAAGUGACUAACAUGCUGAUAAAAUACUGUAUAUCUUGUUAUACACUGUGUUCUUGGGAUCUAAUCUAUGACCUGAUUGCAUUGCUCACAAACUGCAUUACCAAUUGAACUAUAGGAACACAUUAUAUGGGAGUGCAUGCAGAAUAUUAUUUUUUUAAUUAAUAUUUUGUUUUAUUACAUAUGUUCAAACUUGCUUUUGAAAAGUCUUAAUUGGAAACAAUUGGUCAUCUGAUGUUUCUUGUUUAGAUAAAUCUUGUAUAGUCAACUCUGUACAUCUUGCCUUUAUUGUUGUGUUGAAUGUGAUGUUGUUUUAUGUUUGUCAUUAGUGUCACAGCACGCACACAACAGUGUGCUGAUAUAUCUUUAUUUACUAAUUAUGUUGUUCCUGUUGCCAUACUGUCCUGCUGGUUUCAAACGCUGCACAGGACAAUAUCAAUCAAUCCAAUUCAUAUGUUUAUAAGAAAAACAGAUUAAAAAUUUGAAACUAAUCAAACAGCAGGGUGAGUAAAUUCCAACAAAUAUCCCAAAGUCUUUCAGAAAAAGAGAUUUGUCAACUAUUUAUUUUCAUGUCACAGUUUUUCUGAAUAGCUUAAACACAUUUCUUGAAAUUAACUCUCGCUUUUGCAAAACAGUAAACACAAACCACAAAAUUCAAGCCAGACUGUCAAAACAUUGGGCCUGACUUGCUAAAUCAAACAGUUGCUCCGAAAUUAUAUUAUCUUUACACAAAACCAAACACUGUUGUCAAAUAACACACACAGCCAAUGCAUAAACACUACGCAUCAACACACUACAUGGAUAAAUGCAAAACACUACACUCUGGGCAGAGCAGGGGAAAAAAUAUUUUUUUUAUAAUGUACUUGCACAUUUCUGCAAUUAUCAAAACCUACCACAAAGAAAAUCUGCAGCAGAAAUAUAGCAAGCAAUUUGUCAUUUAUUCUGCCUCAUCAUCAUGCCUCUGGGCAUGGAUAGGCCACUGGACCUCAUCUACAUCAUAGGCCAUCAUCGCUCCUGCUAAAGAAAGGGAAAGAAUCCUUUAGCAUGCCGAAUCUAACAUUUAACAGGUUCCACUCCUACUGUAUGUUGUCACAUGCUGCAUCCAUUGAUUGGAGAUGUUCCUAAGGGUUUCCUGAAUGUCCCGACUAUGGAUGCCAAUGAGGACCUGUUUAUAUUACUGCACUGUAGGUUGAAUGAAUAUGAGGGAAGCAGGACUACAUUCUCAUAUUCAUUUUAUAAACCAGAACAUGGGUGUAUAAUUGAUGCUCUAAUUAUAUGUUAAAUUCUUCUGGAAAUCACACAUGCUAUUUGUAUUUGACCUGACUUUAUAUCCUGAUUACUGAUUAGGUUCAACACAUUGCUGAUUGGACACAUGUCUGCUAACUUUUGAAUGGUUGUGUGUUAACGAUGUGUUAGUUGUGUUACUUUUGGGGCCUGUGUUGUGCCAUUCUGAGUUGAAGUGCACCACACUGCUAAAUGUGUUUUUUUUUAAAUUAGAAUGUAUUUACAGGUUUGCAAAAUGGGUGAUUCAGAUUUGUAAAUGGUGUCUUAAACACACGAGGAGUGUUUAAAAUUGUGCAAACUGUGUAAUUCUAUCAAUAAAGCCGUUUUUACAUUUGACACUUUUGUUUAGAAAUUGGGAUUUAGUUUAUCAAUUCAGAAAAACUGUCAGUUGUCAAUCGCAUGAAAUAAUGGCAACAGUCAUUUCGCUCUGUGUUAACCUGAUGGAUUACUCCUUUAACAUUUAAAAAUCAUUAUUUCUAAUAGAAAAAUUCAGUAAACAAAAUACAGUAUUUAAACAAAAGUAAACAAAAUUCAGAAAACACGAGUCUGGAAACACCAACUUUUUUUUUCAAAUAACCUUUUACAGUGCUCAUGCUCUUAGGUGUGCAAUCUGCUUGUUAAUGAAUUUAUGGACCCGAAGGGUUCAAAUAAUGACAAUUUAAGAA
Molecule: messenger RNA, 9202 nt
Organism: Paramisgurnus dabryanus
Lineage: Eukaryota; Metazoa; Chordata; Actinopteri; Cypriniformes; Cobitidae
Source: RefSeq, a predicted model, not a curated record